AUGACAGAGCCUUCUACUCGCUCUGACUUCUCACACUGGUAUUCUGGAGAUGAGUCAGAUAGCUUUGCUCCCGCAAGAAUAGCCUUCGAGGAGGCACGCGCCAUAUUUGAAAACGAUGGGACGGAAGAUGCGAAAAAGAUAAAUCGCUUAAAAGAGAUUGGGGCAACAAGCCUACACGAUGUGCUAGACGCUGUCAAUAAUGCGCAGCACUAUUACCUUAAAACCCGGACCGAUUCCCGAAUGAGACGAUGCAUGGAGCAGGUGUCGGAAAGGAUUUACUAUUAUGGAAACGUUAUGGAUGUUUUUAUACAGCAGCACCCAGAAUAUGUUUCCCUAGCAUGGGGUACAAUGAAGUUGUUGGUUGGGGGUAUUGUCGAACACAAAAAGAUCGGAUCAGUACUUGCGAAUGGUCUUCUAGAUAUUGCAGAUGCUUUACCCCAUGUCGAUCUUGCCACAAUCUUGUACCCGACCGCUAUGGUCAAAGAGACGGCUGCAAGGCUAUAUGCGCACAUCCUUCGAUUCUCGCUCCGCGCCUUAAAAUGGUAUGAGGAGAGACCAUGGAAACGAGCAGUGCAUUCCGUAACGAAGCCCGCGGAUUUAGCAUAUAAUGAUAUACUUGACGAUAUUCAACGGGCAACUCGCAGCAUUGCCACGCACGCGACAGCCGGCAAUCAAGCUGAGCUACGAGAUGCACACAAAGCAAUAAUUGCUACUCGACAACUUAUUAUCGCAGGCCAUGAGAAAGAUUCAUAUGAGCACAUGGAGCUUCGAAGGCUAUUGAUCAAUCUCGUUGGUGAUCUGCGAUCCGAUAUUUAUUUAACGCAAGAUCAAGCCCAAAAGGAGCGAGCGCAGAUAUACCGCUCAGUAUCAAAUAUAGAAGCCACCCAGGCCCUGCAAAUAAUGACCAUGCCGUGCGAGAUAAGCCACCAGAGCAGCCUCCAAUAUUCAAGGCAUUUUCGCGACCGAAGACGCUUCACUCAGAAAACGAAAACAUUCCCAUUCUGGCAGUCUCCACAUCUACAUGCGUGGAACAAGUCGUCAAAUUCGUUAUUAUUUGUUCUGAAAGUCUCUUUUUCUUAUCGACAAAUAGUACAAGACUUUUCCACAAACGUAAUUGAGCAGCUGUCUUUGGCUUUUCAAAGUCCAGGACGAGUGUUGUUCUGUCAUCGCUGCCCUGAAAAGCCUCCUUCACCAGGCUGUCACCACGAGUCCAAUAAAAAGGAUGUUGUCUUAGAAUUUGUUGACAGAUUCAUGCAUGCAAAGCUUGAAGAGGACUAUCUCGCCGUACUUUGUGGGCUACUCCAGUCUUUCCCAGUUGUUUAUAUGAUUAUUCAUUUAGAGGCCGUCGAGUCGCCCUAUGCCACACAGUUCGCCAGCCUCCUAAAACAGCUAACAGAACAGCUCCCAAAAUCUACAAAUAGUACGGUACUCAGGAUUCUUAUCCUUAGUUGGCGGCCUGGUGAUGACAUUGGGGAGCCCGGGCAAGCGCAUCGAUCAAAAUUACAAGUGCGAAAAGCAUCAAAGCGCAAAGGAUCUCGGUUACCAACGCGCCCUUUACGAUAG
Molecule: messenger RNA, 1563 nt
Organism: Penicillium angulare
Lineage: Eukaryota; Fungi; Ascomycota; Eurotiomycetes; Eurotiales; Aspergillaceae
Exons: 4
Coding region: 1-1563 (520 amino acids)
Source: RefSeq, a predicted model, not a curated record